AUGUCCUCGCCGAUCCUCAAUAUUGCUACCUGGUCACCUGCUUUUUUGGCCUCCAAGCAGAAAAUACCGCGCCGAAGUCUUCGAGUUCACUGUGACCAGCAAGAACUACUCGACCGCGAAGAUGCAUGGGACUCGGAUGGUUUUGCCAAUGUGCCAGCAGAAAUCCUGCAAGAGGUGAAGACGCAGUACAUCCGCAGUAUCGCAUCUACACACGCACGCAAAACCCCCUCCCCAACGCUGCCACAGUCUACAGAGUUCAUCAGACAAGAUGGGGGCCAGGACGAACCAUCAACACCGAAACCAACUGGCACGGGCUCGGAAGAGGGAACACCCAUCCCUUGGUCGCCAUCUCCGGAGCAUCACAUCCGACCUGUUAACGAUGGCGAAGCAAAGGAUACGUCACCAAGAUUGGAACCGCUGCCAGAAAACAACUCGACCCCUCCUCAACAGGCCAUAGUAACUCCAGACCUUCCCAGUCGAGCGCUACCGGAACGACCUUCGUCUCAGAAACGCCCCGAGCACCGUCCAUCGUCCCCACCAGUGUUCAAGGUCAAGGCUCGCGUUCCCUUUGCGCCAGAGUUCCUUCCAAGCAGUAGCGUUGCGUCCGAGGGCGGAAUAGAAUUCGAAGUCCCCAAGGCUGUCACCGACGUUCUCCCUCCGGUCAACAAAGGAGCCUUGCCUGUUCAUCCCGAGCACACUCCUCCAUCCGCACAGAUCAUCCCUGCUAGUUAUGUUGGACACACCACCCCGUCCAGGCCACCGCCGGAAAAGCGCCGCCGGCUCACGAAAUCCAUCACCACUAUAUACAGCGAUUACAGGUCGAUUGCUGAGCCCGAACGUUCCUCGGCUGCCUUCACACGAGCUGAAACCGAAGGCCCUUCCAUAACCAGGUUGUUCGAGCAUAUCGCCGACUCCCCGCAUCACCCUGAGGAACGGUCAGCCGACGGUGGAAGUCAUUUACUGAAGACAACGGAACAGUUGGCUCAACAUCUGGCAAGCUCUGACGAAAAGAUCCCGCCGAAUGGGCCGCCAUCCCAAGUUCCUUACACUGCAUACAAAGUAGCAUAUCCAGAUUACAAGGCAAGUCUCGGUGACUUUGUAAGGGCAGUUCUGUGUGUCCAUGAUCUUCGAAAGCGGAGUGCCAUCAUGGAGUUUCUCUACGACGACUUUGUCCGCUACUAUUGCGACGAUUACCUGCAGUACACACGCGAGGCCGAGGGCAAAGUCCCUGUCCGGGCUGCUAUAGAGUUGUACAAUGACCAGGUUUCAAGACCUCACUACCAAAAGGGAGUCCUGACCAAAGAAAACAUUAAUGAUGUUCUCGACAAGUACCCUAAGAUGGUACGGUCGAUUAACGAAACACUUGACUUUACCACGCCUGCCAUAGAGGAAAACGGAGGUUCGAGCAAACUACAGGUGCCUGUUCCAUUGCCCUCAACGACGAGCCAUCUACCAAAGCCGCGGUUGGUUGCAAAGUCAAUCACGCAAGCUCUGGUCGGAUCCCCCGCGACCGAACUUGCUUCGGACCCCAUUCAUCCUCCAUCACCAAUACCGACAAAGAGAUUGCGGCCGUUUAUCCAGACUAUAGAUCGUUCGGUUCCGCGCCGACUUUCCAACCGGCCUCUAGAACUUGAGGCUCCUCUUGUAGAUGAGCCAAUACCGGGUUCAGACGCUGCGCCUAUUGAGAUAGGCUCGGCGUCUUCGUCCUCAUCGUCAUCUCUUUCGCCGCCUCCCUCGCCGCCUCCUGUACUUCCACAAACACCUACUCAUUCGCAAGGAGGCCCUAGUUCCCCAACCACAAAAGUCAUUCAACCACAAGAACAACCCGGUGUCAGCUCAUCUUCACGAGAGGCAUCAGCGGCCUUUGAAAGGCCACGACUGGAUACUAGCCCAGCACCACCUCCGCCAUCAUCGGCAAAGAUCAUCUCGCAACAGGCUUCUAUCAGUCCACCCCCUCCUCGUCGAUUUGCAAAAGUCGACCCUGGCUCCCUGGGCCAUCCCAUUACCCAUCAGCCACCACGCCAAGGCGAAGACAUCCAUCCCAAUUCCCAAAUCGUACCAGGUACUCCCGCUCCCUCCGCACCAGCACCACACUUCACCGCCGCACUAAGCCCUUCCCGCCCCGGGCCUCUGAUCACCCAAAUCCCCGCCAACACCGACCUCCCCCUCCUCAGCCAACUCAGCAACGCAGAUAGCAUCCCCGGCCCCUCUGUCCCAUCUGCCUCCUUAGGUCUAGUCCCCUCCUCCGCAACCAGCUCAAAGGUCCUGUUCAGCACGGCUACCACCGAUACAAACAACAACAACAACAACAACAACAACAGCGACAACGUACUUCCUCCUCCCUUUCGCCCCGCUACUAGCAUGACUACAACCCACCUUAACCCCCUCUCAACCCAAAUCAGCAACGCAGAUAGCAUCCCCGAUCCCAGCUUGCCACCGCGUCUCCAGCGUCAGCGGAAAUCCAGCUUGACUUCUUCGAACCUCUCCCGACUCGCGCACAUUACCAGCAGCAGCAAGAGGUUUUUGCAGAAGAAGCAAGCGGUGGGAGCAGGGGCGCCGUCAAGUUCGCGCUCGGGUUCGGGGUCGGCUUCAACAUCAGUCGUCAUGUCCAGUAAUGUUGCCAGUUCGGGGGGUAUUGUGAAAGAUAAGGGCAAAGUGAAGAAGGUGAAAGGGAAAGGGAAGGAUAUGGGUCCAGGUGGUAGAGACUUGAGGUCAGAGUAUUUUGUUAAUUUUGUGAGGGAGAAGAAGAUGAGGGAGGCGGCGGAGAAGGCGGAGAAGGCAGCUGCUAGCUCGAGUCAUCCGGUGCCGGGGAGUAGUAAUGGGAAGCAAGCAGCAGGUUAAGGAGUGUUUGUGACGAAAAGAAUAGGUUAUGUUGUUUCUUGUCGGAUCACGGUAUGUAUAUAUGGAUUGUUUGUUGGAUACUAAUGUAUCCUAGCAGCAGGACAAGGUACACCUUCUGGACAUCUCAAACAAGUGUUACCCUUCUAAUCUCAAACUCUUUC
Messenger RNA from Neurospora tetrasperma FGSC 2508, 3002 nucleotides. RefSeq lists its product as uncharacterized. NCBI's taxonomy places the organism in Eukaryota, Fungi, Ascomycota, Sordariomycetes, Sordariales, Sordariaceae. The coding region runs from base 1 to 2841 and encodes 946 amino acids. The transcript has a single exon. The record is from RefSeq and is a predicted model, not a curated record.